AUGACGGAUCCGACCUCGCGAACGCCGACGCUCCCGCGAAAAGUAGUGCCGCCCGCUAGACCGCCGCUGGUCGGGAUAACGCCGAGCCAACCACCAGGCUCCAGGAGGAGUAACGGGGGACAAUUCUGGAAGAGGGUGGUCACCCGCCGCAUCCGGAACACGACGGAGAUGAUCCGCCGCGGACUUGCGGGACCACGACGGCCACCGGAGAACAUCCCGGUGGUGAGCCUCUCGGACGAGGAGAAUGUGCCGCCAAACGCCACCGUUUCCUCCUCCGCCCGGGCUGCCGGGCCCACCAUCAAGUUAAUCGAGGUGUUCCCGCGGCACACGUUCCGGCUCAUCAGGCCUCCGGACGAUGGGGGAAGUUCCGCCAUCUCCGCAGCCGGGGCCGCUGCCCCAGCUGCUCCGCCCGUGAAGGGGAUCGCCGGUACCACCACCGCUCCGACCGCUCCACCCCUCACGCCCGCCACCGAGGGACCGAUCACCGCGGCCGUCCCGCACGCUGUGGCAACCCCUGCCACCCCCGGGCCCGGGAUCACGCAAGAGCCGACACCGCUUCCCCAGGUGGGGGUGGAACAAUGCCGCGGAUGCCCCGCGACCCGUUCUACAUCGCCCGCACCACACCACGGGAGGAAAAAGACGUCGUGGUCGACAGGUGCUUGA
Molecule: messenger RNA, 663 nt
Organism: Vollenhovia emeryi
Lineage: Eukaryota; Metazoa; Arthropoda; Insecta; Hymenoptera; Formicidae
Product: formin-like protein 16
Exons: 1
Coding region: 1-663 (220 amino acids)
Source: RefSeq, a predicted model, not a curated record